Cornus florida is the source of this 1782-nucleotide messenger RNA. Its product is annotated as probable helicase MAGATAMA 3. The coding region runs from base 1 to 1782 and encodes 593 amino acids. Lineage: Eukaryota; Viridiplantae; Streptophyta; Magnoliopsida; Cornales; Cornaceae. The transcript has 6 exons. Gene Ontology annotation, molecular function: helicase activity. The record is from RefSeq and is a predicted model, not a curated record.
AUGGUAUCUCUUAUUAAUUUACUUGAUUCGCUGGAAAUGCUGCUGUUUCAAGAAAAUAUGGUUUCUGAAGAAUUGGAGGAGCAUUUUUCGAGGCCAGAAAUAGUUGAAGACAUUUCUGAUUCUCUUGUGGAUCUGUCAUCACUUCUGUGCAUGACACGAAGCAAGUGUCUUUCUGUUUUGAGAGCUCUUCGGCUUUCUCUUGAGAAACUUUACCUUCCAAGUGCUAUGAAAAUUGAUUCAAUAAUGAAAUUUUGUUUUCGAACAGCUUCCUUAAUUUUCUGCACUGCUUCCAGUUUAUAUAAACUUCAUCGGGUGGAAAUGGAACCACUGAACUUGCUGGUUAUUGAUGAAGCUGCCCAGUUAAGGGAGUGUGAAUCAACCAUACCCCUUCAAGUUCUGGGUAUGAGGCACGUUAUUCUCAUUGGUGAUGAGCACCAAUUACCAGCAAUGGUCAGGAGUGAAGUUUCUGGUGAUGCUGGUUUUGGAAGAAGCUUAUUCGAAAGAUUGAGUUCAUCUGGUCAUCCUAAGCAUCUGCUUAAUGUACAAUAUAGGAUGCAUCCGAAAAUUAGUUUCUUCCCUAAUUUAAAAUUUUACCGCAAAUGGAUCUUGGAUGCAUCAAAUGUUAAGAAUAAAAGUUAUGAAAGACGCUAUCUUCCAAUGCCAAUGUUUGGUCCUUACUCUUUCAUAAAUGUUAUUGGUGGAAAAGAAGAACUGGAUGACGCUGGACAUAGCCGAAGAAAUAUGAUUGAGGUAGCUAUUGUGUUGAAGAUAGUGAAGAAUCUGUACAAAGCUUGGAAUGGCUCUGAAAAGAAGCUUAGCAUUGGUGUGGUGUCUCCCUAUGCUGCUCAAGUUGUGGAAAUUCAAGAAAAACUUGGACAGAAAUAUGAGAAGCUUGAUGGUUUCAUGGUGAAGGCGAAGUCCAUUGAUGGGUUUCAGGGUGGAGAGGAAGACAUCAUAAUAAUAUCUACUGUAAGAACUAAUAGUGGAGGAUUCAUCGGGUUCUUAGCCAGUCCUCAAAGAGCUAAUGUUGCUUUGACAAGAGCUCCACACUGUCUUUGGAUUCUUGGAAAUGAGAAAACUCUAUCGAACAGUGGAUCAGUUUCGGCAGAAUUAGUCCAAAAUGCUAAGGAUCGACAAUGUUUCUUCAAUGCUGAUGAAGACAGUGAUAUGGCCAAAGCGAUAUUAGAUGUGAAGAAAGAACUUGCUCAACUUGAUGAUUUGCUUAAUGGGGACAGUGUACUUUUCAAAAGUGCACGGUGGAAGCUAUCUAGUGGCUGGCGACCUAAAAAGAAGAAUGUCGACUCAGUUUGCGAAAGCUCUUCACAGAUCGUGAAACAAUUCAAGGUUGAAGGGCUCUAUGUUGUAUGCACGAUUGACAUUGUGAAGAAGGAAUCUAGCUACAUCCAAGUUUUGAAGGUUUGGGACAUAUUGCCUUUGGAGGAGAUCUUGAAAUUGGUGAAACGUCUUGAUAGCGUAUUUGCAAUGUACUCUGAUGAUUUUAUCAUUCACUGCAAGGAGAAAUAUCUUGAGGGGGACUUGGAAAUUCCACAGAGUUGGGUGAUCUCUAAUGACAUUGUCCAGUUAAAGAAUAUUUGCAAUAAUGAAUUUGGGAGUGAAUCAAGUGUUCCAGCUGUUGAUGGUAGAAGUUAUGUUGAGAAUUCAAAGGUUAGUAAAAGCUUGUUGCUGAUGAAAUUCUACUCAUUAUCAUCUGGUGUUGUGAGUCACCUACUUUCUGGCUGCGAUGGUGGGGAACUGGAUCUCCCCUUUGAAGUAACUGAUUAA